AUGGCAAGAACGGAUGCAGAAGGACCUCCGCGCGUGCGGUCCAGUACAGCUUGCUUACGCUGUAGGAGGUCCAAGAUCAAGUGCGACAACACAGGCCAGCUUGAUGCUGCCUGUGAGAAUUGCAUCAAAGCAGGUCAGCGCUGCCAAUGGCCAGACCCAUCUGUGGUGCCACCAAAACGGACAGAUGCGCCAUCGAGUAUACGACAAGACAGUGAGCCGGGUCGAGGAAGAAAACGUCCCAGAAUAACUCCAGCCAAUGCGCAAAGUGAUGGUCAGCAGAACGCCGAAGAUAUUCUUUCGGCGCCUUUUCUUGACAGGCAUGUCUGGGAUCAGAUACUGGCCACCUAUAAGCUCCAUUUCGCAACAGAGCUACCUUUCCUGCACACCCCCACGCUAAAGGACAAGAUCUACCAGUCUCGGAGAGAUCCAGCGACGGGUUCUUCAGAGCUGAAUCUUGUACUGCUCGGAAUCCUCGCCUUGACAGCGAGAUACCACGACGAACUCGUUAAACCAGCAGCUGCCGCUGCCUCUGAAUUCUUCGCGGAUACUCUCGACAAAGCUUUGGGAUCUUGCAGGCUGGCCAUGACAAGAGCAACCGUAGAGCGCGUUUACGCACUCUUGUUGCUGGGUCUAUACCAGUGGAUAUCACGAGACCAUCAGGGCUUAGGGUCUUGGAUGUACGUUGGCAUGGCCAUACGCAUGGCACAGGCGCUCAAAAUUGGGGUCGGAGACGUGGCUCAGUCCUUAUCUUCCUCUCCGUUUACCGAGAAGACUCUCAUUGAUCGAGAAGUUAGACGGCGAACAAUGUUCAGCUGCUUCAUUCUCGAUCGCAUACUAUCGUGCGGAAAAGAUAGAGCUUCUUGCAUACGCUCGGAAGACCUGCAUAUCCAGCUGCCCUGUUCUGAGGAAGAUUUCGAUUUGACUCGACAAGUCUAUACUGGCUUUCUCCGGGGCUCGCUUGUCUCCGCUGCAGCCAGCCGCCCAGACAGCCCCAACAUUCUCAGCAGUUUUGUACAGCUCAUUGACAUAUGGGGAGAGAUAUCGCACUACAGCAACGCCGGCGGCCGUUUCUCCGAGGAACAAAGCGUUGCUCCAUGGGAAGCACAAGCAAAAUUCUCAAGACUCACCCGAAAGCUCGUCGACUUCAAUACAAAUAGUCGGCAAGGCUCCAGUGCGUUUGUUUCGCUGCACAUGCUUAUGUGUCUCUCAAAGAUCAUGCUUCAUCGCGAAUAUAUCCCAUUCAUUCCCGUCAGGUGCGGAAGACCCAAUGGGCCGUUGGACGAGCCGACUUUUGCUCCAGACAUCACUCCGCCGGGCUUCUGGGCGAGCAGUGCUAAGGAGCUCUUCCAUGCUGCAGCUGAGAUCUGUGAUUUGAUCGAAAUAUGCGGCGAAAAAUUGCCACACUCGUCACUUGUGGUGUUUGCCAUCUGGCAUGCUGCCUAUGUCGGGCUGUAUGCUAGUCAUUUCCCCCAAAUGGACGUAAACAGGUUCAAGGAAGCUGAUGAGUUCUACGCUAGAAUUAUCGAGGACUAUAAUCGAAACCAUGACUUGAAUCGGGCUCUAAAUACACGACAAACAGGCCCGAGAACACGUAGUGUUCGAAUGGGUGGCAAUGGGGGCAGCGUUGAGGAAUGGCAUAAGAGGAAGGACUAUCUCACCAACAAUGGUUCCAUCAUUGGAGACGACUGCAGAGAACACUCGCGAGGCCUGGAGCUGGAUUUGACGGCAGCUGGUGCAACACCUGCUGCGACGGAUCACUACACAAGGCUCGAUGCCGAGCUCGUCGCAGACAUGGAGGGGAAGCCCUUUGGGUUCGGCUAUCUGAACCAGAACGUUUUCGUGGGAGGAUUCGAUGAGUUCUCGCCUGGUGGAUGGGAGGCCCCGUCACAGGAGGUUGCCAGGCUACUGUUCCCUCUUACGGAAGACGACGCAUGA
Messenger RNA from Verticillium dahliae VdLs.17, 1935 nucleotides. RefSeq lists its product as uncharacterized. Gene Ontology annotation, molecular function: zinc ion binding; DNA-binding transcription factor activity, RNA polymerase II-specific; DNA binding. The transcript is spliced from 6 exons. Lineage: Eukaryota; Fungi; Ascomycota; Sordariomycetes; Glomerellales; Plectosphaerellaceae. The record is from RefSeq and is a predicted model, not a curated record. Gene Ontology annotation, biological process: regulation of DNA-templated transcription; DNA-templated transcription. Bases 1 to 1935 code for a protein of 644 amino acids. Gene Ontology annotation, cellular component: nucleus.